Pollicipes pollicipes is the source of this 1992-nucleotide messenger RNA. RefSeq names its product UDP-glucuronosyltransferase 1A8. Gene Ontology annotation, molecular function: UDP-glycosyltransferase activity. The record is from RefSeq and is a predicted model, not a curated record. Lineage: Eukaryota; Metazoa; Arthropoda; Thecostraca; Pollicipedomorpha; Pollicipedidae.
GUGACAAUGGUGCUGCUGAAACCAGCACUGUGCGUGCUGCUGGUCGUGCUGUGUUCAGCAGACGCCAUUAAUGUGCUGAUCCUGCACCCGGUGUACGCCGGCAGUCACGAGCUGACGCUGCGCGUGCUCGGCGAGCAGAUGGUGGAGCGUGGCCACAACGUCACACAGAUCAGAUGGCUGAGCCGCAAGUCAAAGCCGGUGCAGUCGCCGGUGGAGCUGUUCAGCCGCCGCGUCAACAACUCGGACCUGCGCUCGUCUUACUUCGACCGCGACGGCGUGUUCGUGCCACCGACCGACAUGCUGUGGCAGCGCCGCCGCCGUCUGUACCGCCUGCCAACGGACGUGUUCUCGAUGACGCGCGCCCACUGCCAGGACUUGCUCGGCGAUCGGCAGCUGUUCGAGACCUUGCGCCGGCGCCGCUUCGAUGUGGCCCUGGUCGACAUCAUCUCCAACGAGUGCGGCCUGGCGCUGGCCGCGGCGCUCCAGCUGCCCGUGGUCGGCUUCUGGGGCUUCAGCUUCGUCGGUGGAGAGAGCCACGCGACGUCGACGAUGAAUCUGCCGUCGGUGACCCCCACCUUCCUGUCGGACACGGGGCCGCAGAUGAGUCUCAGCGAGCGGCUCUACAAUACCAUCUGCAUGAUCACUCACAAGGUGCUGCUACAGCUGCAGUUCCGCAUCGUCGACGGCUACAUCGAGAAGUACUACCCCGAGGUGCCGCGCGCGGCCUCCCUGGUCAGCAAUAUCGCCGUGGUGCUGGUGCACACCAACUUCCUGGCGUCUCAGCCCGUCCUGCUGCCGCCUAACGUGCAGAUGAUCGGCUGCACCCAGUGUCGGGAGGCCAGGCCGCUACCUAAGGAGUAUGAGGACUUCAUGCAGAGCGCUGGCGAGCACGGCGUCAUCGUCUUCAGCCUCGGCAUCACGGGCUACGAGGCGCUGUCGGUGCCGGACGACUACAUCCACGCAUUCAUGAACGUCUUCGGCAAGCUCAAACAGAAGGUUCUGAUGCGCUUCACCGCCUCUCGGCUGUCCACCAUCCCCGACAACGUCAAGGUGGUGGAGUGGCUGCCGCAAAUAGACGUCCUCGGACACCCACAGACUCGAGCCUUCAUCAGUCACUGCGGCAUGAACGGCAUUAUGGAGGCCUUUUAUCACGGCGUUCCACUCCUCGGAGUGCCCAUAUUCGGUGACCAGGGAGACAAUGCUAAGUUCAUGCACUUCCGUGAACUGGGCAUUGGGCUGGACAAGUUCGGCCUCACGGAAGACAUCCUCAUGGAGUCACUUAACAAGCUGCUCUAUACAGAGAAGUACCGCGACAACGUGCGCCGCGUGGCUGACAUCUGGCGGACGGAACGCGAGUCAGCCACCGACCGCGCCCUCCACUGGAUCCAGCUCGUCUCGAAGUUCGGCACGCCGCACCACCUUCGCAUCGUUGACGGACACUUGCGCUGGUACCAAUACUGGUUACUGGACGUGGUGGCUAUGUUCGCGGCGGUGCUGGCUGCGGUGCUGACGCUGGCGGUGCUGAGCUGCCGGCGCUGCAUGCACUGCGGCGCAAGGGUCGGCCGGGCCACCUCCCCUGGCCGAGUCAAGGCCAAGAUCCAGUAGCGCCUGGCUGAGGUGGUGACGGACUGGGAACAGGGCUCGGUGUCAAGCAAAGUCAGCGCACGGGUUACACGACAAUGUGAGCGUGCAAUGACGGGGGGGGGGGGGGGGGCGGCUCACUGGCUGCUUCCCUUGCUAGCCGACAGAGGGCGGGCCGUUGCUCUCCAUACGUGCUAUAGGUGGGGCCAGUAAAAUCCGUGAUAUGAUUGUGUUCAGCACAUCAGCGAGCCAUUCAAGCGUCGCGUCAUCUUCUAUAUACUUGAUAGACCAGCCUAAUCUAUUGAGUCUUCCCUGGUCAGCUUUUCCAUGUGGGCUUUUUCUUGUCACAAAAAUGGCACACGGCACAUGCCAUAUGACAUAUGAAUAUAUGAUAUAUGACACGGGACUUUU